CUGCAAGAUCGGCUCGCGUUAGCUCGAACAGCGCGCCACUUCACUUCCUUUUCUGUUUACAUCCACUCUAGGUGCGAGCACAGACGUUCUCGACAGACAGUUCUCUAAAGACAUCAAAGCUCCGUGUGGCAGUCAGCGCUGUGUAAGAAUUUGCAUGGAGUUUUUUCGACUGCACACUUCCGGCAUCGCUUGCCAUUGGUCCAGGUGCUCGCUACACAACCUGUGGCAGGACCUGCUGUCUGUGUUUCGCCCGGAGUAAGAGCUCUCUUCACGCCGUGUCCCAUCUACGACUCUAGAGCUGCUGCUGUUCUGUUUUGCCCCCCCUUCAAGAAAGCGUGUAUUUUUGAACACCCAAGACAAAAGCGAAAGUUAUUUUCCUGUCUGCUUGAGCUGCAUGAAGACGCACCAACACGCCCAGCGCGCAGAGGUUUGUUCAGGGGCUCGAGCGCACAGCUGCCAGGAAGGACUCUGGAGCCUCAGAAGUUGCUAUGUGGAAGCGGCUGCUAUCACAACAACCCAACUUACAUGAACUGAGCUGAAGGGGAAAACUUUUCUUUAUUUAAAAAAAAAACUUAGCUCUUUGCUCUGCGUGUCUUCGAAGCACAAGGAUCCGAAGAUGUCAGAAAUGUCCAGCUUUCUGCACAUUGGGGACAUAGUGUCCCUGUACGCAGAGGGGUCUGUCAACGGCUUCAUCAGCACACUGGGGCUUGUGGAUGACCGAUGUGUGGUGGAGCCUGUUGCUGGGGACCUGGACAACCCUCCGAAGAAAUUCCGGGAUUGCCUCUUCAAGGUGUAUCCAAUGAACCGCUACUCUGCUCAGAAACAGUUCUGGAAAGCCAAGCAGGCCAAGCAUGAGAAAGACAAGAUCGCAGAUGUCGUGCUCCUGCAGAAACUACAGCAUGCGGCCAACCUGGAGCAGAAGCAGAACGAGACGGAGAACAGGAAGGUCCUCGGAGAGGUGGUGAAAUACGGGAGUGUCAUUCAGCUCCUGCACAUGAAGAGCAACAAGUACCUGACGGUGAACAAGAGGCUGCCGGCGCUGCUGGAGAAGAACGCCAUGAGGGUGACGCUGGACAGCACGGGCAACGAGGGCUCCUGGCUCUUCAUCCAGCCCUUCUGGAAGCUGCGCGCCAACGGGGACAACGUGGUGGUUGGAGACAAGGUGAUCUUAAACCCAGCGAAUGCAGGACAGCCACUCCACGCCAGCAACUAUGAGCUUUCUGACCAUCCUGGCUCUAAAGAGGUGAACUCCGUGAACUGCAACACCAGCUGGAAGAUCAACCUGUUCAUGAUGUUCAGUGACCACAAGGACGAGGUGCUGAAAGGGGGGGACGUGGUGCGUCUGUUCCACGCAGAGCAGGAGAAGUUCCUGACAUGUGACGAGUACAAGGGCAAGCUGCAUGUAUUUCUGCGCACCACACUGCGCCAGUCCGCCACCUCCGCCACCAGCUCCAACGCCCUCUGGGAGGUUGAGGUGGUUCAUCACGACCCAUGCCGUGGCGGGGCAGGCCACUGGAACAGCCUGUACCGGUUCAAGCAUCUGGCCACGGGGAACUACCUGGCGGCUGAGGAAAACCCAUCUUACAAGGGAGACAAUGGGGAGACCAGAUCAGUGUCAGACACAGGUCGCAGCAGCAAGAGGAACAUGGGCGAGAAGGUGAAGUAUAAGCUGGUUGCUGUGCCUCAUGGGAACGACAUCGCCUCUCUGUUUGAGCUGGAUCCCACCACCCUGCAGAAAACCGACUCCUUCGUGCCCAGGAACUCCUAUGUCCGACUGCGUCACCUCUGCACCAACACCUGGAUUCAGAGCACCAAUGUGCCCAUUGACAUUGAUGAGGAGCGUCCCAUUAGGCUCAUGCUGGGAACGUGUCCCACUAAGGAGGAUAAAGAGGCGUUCGCCAUUGUGUCUGUGCCCGUGUCUGAGAUCCGGGACCUGGACUUCGCCAACGAUGCCAGCUUCAUGUUGGCCACUGUAGUGGACAAACUGAAUGAGGGCUUCAUCAGCCAGAAUGACAGGAGCACCUAUGCCAGAUUUGCCAUCAAGCUUUUGGAGGACCUGGUAUUCUUUGUGGUGGACACACCUAACACUGGCCAGUCCGUGCUGGAUGUGGUGAUAACCAAAGCCAACCGGGAGAGACAGAAACUCAUGAGGGAGCAGAACAUCCUUAAACAGAUAUUCGGGAUUCUGAAGGCUCCCUUUAAGGAUAAAGGUGCAGAAGGACCCCUCCUGCGCCUUGAGGAGCUGGCAGACCAGAAGAAUGCACCCUACCAAUACAUGUUCCGGCUGUGUUACCGUGUCCUGCGCCACUCCCAGGAGGAAUACCGCAAAAACCAGGAGCACAUUGCCAAGCAGUUUGGCGUGAUGCAGUCCCAGAUUGGCUAUGACAUUCUGGCUGAGGACACCAUCACCGCACUGCUGCACAACAACCGCAAGCUGCUGGAGAAGCACAUCACCAAGACUGAGGUGGAGACCUUCGUCAGUCUGGUGCGCAAGAACCGGGAGCCAAGGUUCCUGGACUACUUGUCAGACCUGUGUGUAUCCAAUCAUGUGGCCAUCCCUGUCACUCAGGAGCUGAUCUGCAAGUGUGUGUUGGACCCCAAGAACCAGGACAUCCUCAUCAAGACAGAGCGCCGCGUGCCCAAGGAGAUGCCUCAGACCACAGAGUACAGUAUAUCCCUGGAGGAGUAUGGUGAUGAGGACGAGGUAUGGCUGGUGUGGACAGAUAAGAACAACGAGAAGCAAGAGAAGAGCAUCCGGCAACUUGCGCAGGAGGCCCGGCAGGGGAAUGCACAUGAUGAGAAUGUGCUCACUUACUACAGGUACCAGCUCAAGCUGUUUGCGCGGAUGUGCCUGGACCGGCAGUACCUGGCUAUCGAUGAGAUCUCCAAGCAGCUGGAUGUAGAGCUGAUCUUCCUGUGCAUGAUGGAUGAGGCACUGCCCUACGAUCUGCGUGCCUCCUUCUGUCGCCUUAUGCUGCACACCCAUGUGGACCGCGACCCCCAGGAGCUGGUCACACCCGUCAAGUUUGCACGCCUGUGGACUGAAAUCCCCACUUCCAUCACCAUCAAAGACUAUGAUUCCAACAUGGAUGACUCUCGGGACAACAAGAAGAACAAGUUCGCCAACACCAUGGCUUUUAUGGAGGAGUACCUGAACAAUGUGCUGAAUGAUGACCUGCCUUUUUCCAACGAUGAGAAGAACAAGCUCACCUAUGAGGUUGUGAGCCUAGCCCGGCACCUCAUCUACUUUGGCUUCUACAGCUUCUUUGAGCUGCUGCGACUGACACGCACCCUGCUGGGCAUUAUCGACUGCAUCCCCAAUCCUGCCCUCAUGCACAACAUGUUCCAGGAUGAUGUUGCUGGGAAGAACCUGAAGCGCUCUAUCCAUGGAGUGGGUCACAUGAUGACCACUAUGGUCCUGAGCAGGAAGCAGUCCAUCUUCGGCGGUCCAGGACGUUCCAGCGUCAGUGUUGACCCUCAGGCCCGCAGCAAGGACAGCAUCGACAAGCAGGAUGUGACUGUCAUGGACACCAAGCUGAAGAUUCUGGAGAUCAUGCAGUUCAUUCUCAAUGUGCGUCUGGACUAUCGUAUCUCCUUCCUGCUCUCCGUCUUCAAGAAGGAGUUUGUGGAGGUGUACCCCAUGGAAGAUGCAGACGCCACUGCUGCCAUCGAGCAUGCAGCUACCAUUAACCUGCAGCGCAUUGGAGAGCAAGCAGAAGCCAUGUUCGGAGUUGGGAAGAAUAACAGCAUCCUGGAAGUGGAUGAUGAGGGGGGUCGCAUGUUCCUGCGGGUUUUGAUCCACCUCACCAUGCAUGACUACCCCCCACUCAUAUCGGGCGCAUUGCAGCUGCUCUUCAAACACUUUAGCCAGAGACAGGAGGUCUUGCACACCUUCAAACAGGUCCAGCUGCUGAUCUCGGCGCAGGACGUCGACAACUACAAGCUUAUCAAGAGCGACUUGGACCGGCUGCGCACCAUGGUGGAGAAGUCAGAGCUGUGGGUGGACAAGAAAAGCAGCAGCGCAGGGGGAGGGGAGGGGAAGAUGGACAAGAAGGAGAAAGAGGCUGUUCCUGAAGCCCCCGAGCCAAAGAAGGAGAAGUCGGAGAAGAGCAACGAGAACUAUCAGAUCGUCAAGGAGAUCCUGGAGCGGCUCAAUAAGAUGUGCAGCUCAGGGGUGUGGAAGAAGCAGCAGCGUCUCUUGAAGAACAUGGGCGCCCACAAGGUGAUGCUGGAUCUGCUGCAGGUCUCCUAUGACAAGAGCGAUAUGAAAAUGCAAGAAAUCAUAAAGUACACUCACCAGUUCCUCCAGAAGUUCUGCAUGGGCAAUCCUGAGAACCAGGCCCUGCUUCACAAAAACCUCAGCCUCUUCCUCAACCCAGGGCUCCUGGAAGCAGAGACAGUGCAGUACAUCUUCGCUAACAACUACCAGCUGUGCUCCGAGAUCAGUGAGACGGUCCUGCAGCACUUCAUCCACUGCCUGGCCACGCAUGGCCGCCAUGUGCAGUAUCUCAACUUCUUGCACACCAUCAUCAAGGCCGAGGGAAAAUACGUCAAGAAGUGCCAGGACAUGAUCAUGACCGAGCUGACAAACGCAGGGGAAGACGUGGUUGUGUUCUACAACGACAAGACGUCCUUUGCCAUAAUGCUGGAGCUGAUGGCGGAGUCGCGGGAGGGCGUCCAGGAGAACAGCCCGCUGCGCUACCACAUCUCUCUGGUGGAGCUGCUGGCCGCCUGCGCCGAGGGCAAGAAUGUCUACACUGAGAUCAAGUGCACUUCGCUGCUGCCCCUGGAGGACGUGGUGCGCGUCGUCACCCAUGAGGACUGCAUCACUGAGGUGAAGAUUGCCUACGUCAACUUUGUGAACCACUGCUAUGUGGACACGGAGGUGGAGAUGAAGGAGAUCUACACUAGCAAUCACAUCUGGAAGAUGUUUGAGAACUUCACUGUGGACAUGGCCAGGGUGUGUAAUAAGAGAGAGAAGCGGUUCCAAGACCCCACUCUGGAGCGCUAUGUUAUCACAGUUGUCCUAGACACCAUCAAUGCUUUCUUCAGCUCACCCUUCUCUGAGAACAGCACUGCGCUGCAAACCCAUCAGACCAUUGUGAUCCAGCUCCUGCAGUCCACAGUGCGGCUCCUGGAUUGCCCCUGGCUGCAGCAGCAGCACCGCGCACUGGUGGAGGCCUGUAUCCGCACCCUCGCCAUGACCGCAAAAGGGCGCUCCAUUGUAUUGCCAGUGGAACUAGAUACCCAGAUCAGCACCAUGCUGAGCAGCAGUGUGCUGGGCUCUCUCUCUCGCAACAACCCCAACUACAAAAGCCUGACCCGGUCCAACCGGCCUCCCGCCCCCAACAACCCCUGGGACUACAAGAACAUCAUCGAGAAGUUGCAGGACAUUAUCAACACCCUGGAGGAGAGGCUGAAGCCCCUGGUAGAGGCAGAGCUCUCUGUGCUGGUGGAUGUCCUGCACCAUCCAGAGCUGCUGUUUAUAGAGGGCACUGAAGCCCGAUCACGCUGCGAGACUGGUGGCUUCAUUUCCAAGCUGAUCCAACACACCAAAACACUGAUGACCUCGGAGGAGAAGUUGUGCAUCAAGGUGCUGCGCACUCUGCAGGAAAUGCUCAUCAGAAAGUAUGAUUUUGACGAAAAGAGCAUCUCUCUGAGGAAGGUGCUGCUGCAGAACUACCUCUACAACAAGAAGAGUGGUGGAAGGGGAGAACUGCCAGAGCUGACCUUAGGGGGUCUAGAGGUGGACAGGGACUGGGCCACAGUAGCGGCAGUGCAGUGUCGGCUGGACAGGGAGGGUGGGACCAAGCUCGUCACUGACCUCAUCAUGAGCAGCAAGAACGACAAGAUCUUCUUUGAGAGCAUCCAGCUGGCCAUCUCACUGCUGGAGGGGGGCAACACCGAGAUCCAGAAUUCAUUCUACAAGUUGAUGAUGGGGGACAACAAGUCAGAGAAGUUCUUCAAGGUUCUUCAUGACCGCAUGAGGAGCGCGCAGCAAGACAUCAAAGCUACCGUGUCAGUCAAUGUGGGCGAGAUGAGCAAUAAGGCCAGAGACUCCAAAGAGAUGGACAGCAGUGGGCCGGCCCAUUUCGCGAUGGCGGACUCCACAGGGAAGCUUCAUGCUGGCCGUGCAGCUGUCUCUGAGCAGCCGGAGACUGAGGCAGAGAUGGGUCCUGCAGUCAUGAUCAUGAAGCCCAUCCUGCGCUUCCUACAGCUGUUGUGUGAGAAUCACAACCAAGAUCUGCAGAAUUUCCUGCGCAAUCAGAACAACAAGACCAACUACAACCUAGUGUGCGAGACUCUGCAGUUCCUGGACAUCAUGUGUGGCAGCACUACAGGCGGGCUGGGCCUGCUGGGUCUCUACAUCAACGAGAAUAACGUGGGGCUCAUCACUCAGACACUGGAGACCCUGACUGAGUACUGCCAGGGGCCCUGCCAGGAGAACCAGACCUGCAUCGUCACCCAUGAGUCCAACGGUAUUGACAUCAUCACUGCGCUCAUCCUCAAUGACAUCAGCCCGCUGUGCCGCUACCGCAUGGAGAUGGUGCUUCAGCUGAAGGACAACGCCUCCAAGCUGCUCUUGGCCCUGAUGGAGAGUCGCCAUGACAACGAGAAUGCCGAACGGAUCCUGUUCAACCUGCGACCCCAGGAGCUGGUGGAGGUGAUCAAGAAGGCGUACCACCAGGAGGAUGAGUGCGAGGGGGGGGAGGUGUCGCCGCGUGAAGUUGGACACAACAUCUACAUCUUGGCCCUGCAGCUAGCCAGACACAACAAGAAUCUGAUACACCUGCUGAAGCCACUGAAACGCACACAGGAGGAAGAUGAGGAGGGCAUCUCAUCCAUGCUCAACCUCAAUAACAGGCAACUGUCAAAAAUGCUGAAGUCCUCUGCUCCAGAAGGAGAAAAGAAGGAAGACCCCCUAGAGUACUACGAACAACACACGGCGCAGAUUGAGAUUGUGCGAGAGGACCGCAGCAUGGAGCAGAUCGUGUUCCCAGUCCACAGCAUCUGCGAGUUCCUGAUGGAAGAGUCCAAGCACCGUGUCUUCACCACCACCGAGCAGGACGAGCAGGGCAGCAAAGUCAGCGACUUCUUCGAGCAGACCUCCUUCCUGCACAACGAGAUGGAGUGGCAGAAGAAGCUGCGCAGCAUGCCCGUGCUCUACUGGUUCUCUCGCCGGAUGACGUUGUGGGGCAGCAUUUCCUUCAACCUGGCCGUCUUCAUCAACCUACUCAUUGCUGUCUUUUACCCCUACAGCACAGAGCCAGUGGAGUCCCCGAUCGUGCCCAUGCUGUUCUGGGUGAUGGCGGGGCUGUCUGUGAUGGGGUUGUUCUCCCAGAGAUACGGGCUGCGGCCCCUCACUGUGGCCCUCAUCCUGCGCUCCAUCUACUACUUAGGCAUCGGCCCCACUCUGAUCCUCCUGGGCACGCUCAACCUCAUCAAUAAGAUUGUGUUUGUGGUGAGCUUUGUUGGCAACCGUGGGACUUUUAUCCGUGGGUAUAAGGCCAUGAUCAUGGACAUGGAGUUCCUGUACCAUGUGGGCUAUGUGCUGACCAGCACCCUGGGGCUGUGUGUCCACGAGCUCUUCUACAGUAUCCUCCUGUUCGAUCUGAUCUACCGAGAGGAGACUCUGUUCAACGUGAUCAAGAGCGUGACACGGAACGGCCGCUCCAUCCUGCUGACUGCGCUGCUCGCGCUCAUCCUCGUCUACCUCUUCUCCAUUGUGGGCUUCCUCUUCCUCAAGAAUGACUUCAUCAUGGAGGUGGACCACCUGUCCCAGGCCAAGGACACAGACAUAGCCAGUGGUUACGGAGAGGCUGCCAAGGACUUCCUGAACUCCUGCAGUGGAGAUGGCGUGAGCUGCACCACCGAAGACAACACGCCGGCCGUCCCUGAGGAGGAGGAUGAUGGGACGGAGCGCGCUUGUGACACCCUGCUGAUGUGCAUCGUGACGGUGCUGAACCAUGGGCUGCGGAAUGGCGGGGGGGUCGGAGAUGUCCUACGCAAGCCUUCUAAGGACGAGGCUCUAUUUCCAGCACGUGUGGUCUAUGAUCUGCUCUUCUACUUUAUUGUCAUCAUCAUCGUCCUCAACCUCAUCUUUGGGGUUAUCAUCGACACCUUUGCCGAUCUGCGCAGCGAGAAACAGAAGAAAGAGGAGAUUCUGAAGACCACCUGCUUCAUUUGUGGUCUAGAGAGGGACAAGUUUGACAAUAAGACUGUCUCGUUCGAGGAGCAUAUCAAGAUAGAACACAACAUAUGGAACUACCUCUACUUCAUCGUACUGGUGCGAGAGAAGAACAAGACAGACUACACAGGUCCUGAGAGCUACGUAGCCAUGAUGAUCAAGAACAAGAACCUGGACUGGUUCCCACGGAUGCAGGCCAUGUCACUCGUGGUCACCGACACAGACGGGGAGCAGAACGAGAUGAGGAACUUGCAGGACAAGUUGAACUCCACCAUGAAGCUGGUCACUCACCUGACCACACAGCUGACUGAACUGAAAGAACAGAUGACAGAGCAGAGGAAACGGCGCCAGCGCAUGGGCUUCGUUGACGUGCAGGGCUCCUCAUCUGCCACGCCCACUGGAGCAGGAGCAGGAGGCAACCACCAGAUUGUCAAGACGUAGCUCCACUCCAUCCUCAGUCCCAUGCCCUGUAAGGCAGGCCCCCUCAGCUGUGACAACAUGGUUCCUUCCAGAGCUCACAUGUACAGUCACCUGGUCUCAGGGCCAGACCACUCCACCAAGACAGAGGCUUUAUAAGGGCUGGGUCAGCACAUCUUCUUGAUGAAAACUUUACCAGCACUGUGCUCCGGAAACCUCUGAACCUCCUGCAUCAGCCUCCCUUCUUUAAUCUGUUUGUUGUGUUGUUGGUUAUGUUUGUUUGUCAUGGUGCAUUUCAUGACUGUGAAAAACAUGUCUCUCUUACACUGGUCACGUACUAUGGUCACGUACUUGAUGUCCUUGUACAUUUCUGUACUUUAUUAUUGUUGUUGUCCUUAUUGUCCUUUGUGUUUCUCUUUUUUCCUUUCAAGUUUUUCGUGAUCAUGCUUUGUAGCUGGUGUUUUCCAGGAGGGGAUGGAGGCUGAUGUGACCUCCACUGUCUCACUGUGUCAGUGUGACAGAGAGUGCCAUUCCACUACAUUACAAUUCAACUUACUGAGUUACCACAUACUUUCUCUACAGUUUUUCUGAGGGAGAACUGGAUGGAGAGGGAGGGGUGAGAGGGGCUGUGUGAAGUUCGGUAUCCCCAGCAGAGCCUGGAAUAAAGAUUCAGCAGCCCUGACACCACCUUGGCAAACAUUUUCACAAUAACACUCAUAGUCUCAGGACCAGGGGAGAUACUGCUGUGCGGUCCUUUCGGAAACACUCUAUUGUGAAACGGUUCUGAGCCAGCUUAUGCAACAAAAUGACAGAAGAACUGAUUGAGCGACACAGUUGUUCAUAUAGUCCUGGGAAACCGGCAGGUCGCUUGUGUGAUCGUGUACAUUUCUACACAGAAUUGUCAGCAUGCAACAAAAUAUGCAACAUGCCUGCUACUCAAAGUUGCUUAUUCACCCUUUUAGUACGUAUAUUGUUAAACUAUAUUUAACAUUUAGUUUUCAAAUUCUCAUCACAUAUUCUUGUGGAUUGAGCCAUGUAAAAUACAGAAAGUUAAUACUAUGUUCUACAGAUACAGUAUGUGUGUGUAUGCCUGUCUGUACUGCAAUCUGGACCACAGCUGUAGCUGCAAAUAUAGAGAGCUGGAGAGCAUUUAUUUAAACUGUUGAAGGAUGGUGCGCUGUACAGCAAGUCCAGCUCACCCUUUCUGUAUAUUUGUUUUAGAAAUGUUUUUUUAAAUGAGUGACAACCCUGCAGCACUCCGAGAAUAAUUCUGUAGUUAUUCUUAAAAUGGAAGCAUCAUUAUCAAAACUGAUUUCCGCUGGUGGUGUUGAUGUGUUUUUCAAGACUUGAGAAAGGCAGUAAAGGGUUGUCUCUGCCUUGACCGUGGGAACACUCUGAGCUCUGAGACUCACCUGCAGGAGUGCUUAGUGCCUUCUAGUUAGUGUUCCACAGCUGCUUCAGCUAUUGAACUGCACAUCUGCAAAUUGUACACCUGGCACCCAGGUGUUUCAUAUGCAACUGUAUCUUUAGUAAAGUGAAUGUUUUUAGCAUUCAACUGUAAAAGACAUUAAAAAAGUCCCGUAUCUAUUCAUAUAAGAAAAUAAUCAAUUUAAUUUGAUUAAUUGGUUGGAACACAAUGCAAAAGGCACUCGGCCCUCCCAGAAGAGCCCAGGGGUAAUGGCUUGUUCUAGAAUCUGCUGUGUACAUGUAGUUCUAGCACGUGAGAUAAAUGACUGAAUAAAGCUGUUACCCUGGUUUAUA
Molecule: messenger RNA, 10366 nt
Organism: Lepisosteus oculatus (spotted gar)
Lineage: Eukaryota; Metazoa; Chordata; Actinopteri; Semionotiformes; Lepisosteidae
Source: RefSeq, a predicted model, not a curated record